Molecule: messenger RNA, 3846 nt
Organism: Conger conger (European conger)
Lineage: Eukaryota; Metazoa; Chordata; Actinopteri; Anguilliformes; Congridae
Gene: ikbke
Product: inhibitor of nuclear factor kappa B kinase subunit epsilon
Exons: 22
Coding region: 602-2737 (711 amino acids)
Biological process (GO): peptidyl-serine phosphorylation
Cellular component (GO): cytoplasm
Molecular function (GO): ATP binding; protein serine/threonine kinase activity
Source: RefSeq, a predicted model, not a curated record
GUGUUGAUCUCCAAAUAAAUCUUCAAAUCAUCCGAUGAAAUAUCUAAAACAGAAUCGGAUGAUUGUGUCCCUUUAGCUAAUCUUUCCACCGGAAAGCAUCGUGCCCGUGUUUGUUUUUACGGCACAUUUAGGACGCGUCUCUUUCAAAACCAUUUCAACAAGGAAGUGAUCAGAAUAGAAACCAUCCCGUUCGGCUUCACGCAUUUUUUCGGAAACUCCCGUGUGUCACAUUCUUCAAAUAGAACUGCAACGUGUCAGCAUGUGUAAUAAUAGGGGGCUCGGUUCAGUCGGACAUUUAAGAACGCAUUUCUGAGAUGGAUACGGCUGAUCUUGUGAUGAGGUGGCUGUUUUUCCUCAAUUUCUUAUCGUAACCUUUGUUGCAUGCCUUCAUUACAGGAAGUCCGUUUCCUCUGACCUUUCGAGGCUGCAGUUCUGUUUCUGAAAAGGUUUUCUACAUCGUUUGCUCACAGAAGCAAGGCAGGAGCUUCUGACUUGUUAAUACAGCGAUCGUGUUGGAAAAAGAACCUUUUUCACAAGAUCUAAAGGAGCGAAUAAGAAAUAAGCGCAUUUAGGGCAGGUGUUCCUCUCAUCGGUGGGAAAGAUGAUGGCCAGUACAGCAAACUACCUGUGGUCCAUGGAGGACGUUCUGGGACAGGGGGCCACAGCCAGUGUCUUUAAGGCUCGAAACAAGAAAACGGGGGAGCUGGUGGCAGUGAAGGUGUUCAACAUCACCAGCUACGCCCGGCCCUACGAGGUUCAGAUCCGCGAGUUUGAGAUGCUGCGGAAACUCAACCACGUCAACAUCGUCAAGCUCUUCGCCGUGGAGGAGAUGCACUUGAACACCAAGCAGAAGGUUCUGGUGAUGGAGUUCUGUUCUGGUGGGAGUCUCCUCAACGUCCUGGAGGAACCAGAGAACGCCUUCGGCCUGGCAGAGUCCGAGUUCCUAGUGGUGCUGCAGUGUGUGGUGAACGGGAUGAACCACCUGCGUGAGAACGCCGUGGUGCACCGCGACAUCAAGCCCGGGAACAUCAUGCGCGUGGUGGGGGAGGACGGCCGCUCCGUGUACAAGCUCACCGACUUCGGCGCGGCCAGGGAGCUGGAGGACGACGAGAAGUUUGUGUCCAUCUACGGCACAGAGGAGUACCUGCACCCGGACAUGUACGAGCGGGCAGUGCUGAGGAAGCCGCAGCAGAAGGCCUUCGGCGUGACAGUGGACCUGUGGAGCAUCGGGGUCACCUUCUACCACGCGGCCGCGGGGUCCCUGCCCUUCAUCCCCUACGGGGGCCCCCGCAAGAACAAGCAGAUGAUGUACAGGAUCACCACGGAGAAGCCAGUAGGUGCCAUGGCGGGCGUGCAGAAGCUGGAGGACGGCGCCAUCGAGUGGAGCUACCAGCUCCCCCACUCCUGCCAGCUGUCCGAGGGGCUGAAGACCCAGCUGGUCCCGGUUCUGUCCAACAUCCUGGAGGCGGACCAGGAGAAGUGCUGGGGCUUCGACCAGUUCUUCGCAGAGACCACGGGCAUCCUGCACCGCGUGACCGUGCACGUGUACUCCCUGCAGCAGGCCACGGCACACCACAUCUACAUACACUGCUACAACACGGCCUCCAUCUUCUUUAACGAGGUGCAGAAGCAGACGGGCGUGGUCCCUGAGCUGCAUCAGUUCAUGUUCCAGGGGCACGAGCUGGUCCUCAAGCCCUCCAUGAAGGUGCUGAGCUUCCCCCCCACCACGGCCGACCGGCCCAUCUUCCUCAUCAGCCGGCAGCCUGAGAAGACCGUGGGGCUGCUCCGCCGAGAGCUGGCUGAGAUCCCGCCCACUCCCGCCAAGUUUGAUGUGGUGGCAGACGUGGCGUUCUCCAAGAACGUGGUUGGGGUGAUCCACCAGUACCUGAGGAUAGCGCGCUCUCUGCAGAAACACCAGGUCCUCGUUCUGCAGGGAUAUUACAGCUACUUUGAGAAUAUCCGGGCAGAGUGUGUGGAGGCCGAACACAAGAUCAGCCUGGUCAGCGUCAAGCUCAUCGCCUGUCUGAAGAACGAGGAGAAACUACACAGGAUCAGUCAGGCCUCUGAUGAGCUCCUUGACCUCACUGAAGACGGGAGGAAGCUCAGACUGGUGCAGGAGAACCUGCCCGUCUAUGCCAACAGAAUCCAGGAGUUUAAGAACAAGCUGGAUCACCAGCAUUCCGAGCUGUUCCGGCGCUCCGAGGUGCUGGCAGAGGACAAGAGUGCUCAGAAGAUGGCGUUCCUCCUGGAGAAGAUCACCGAGGUGCACCAGCAGUACAAGAAGGACCGAUCGGCCGGGAAGCUGAACUACAACGACGAACAGAUUCACAAGUUUGAAAAGAUUAACCUCUCUGCCCACAUUAAGAAGGUGAAAUCUCUCCUGAGAGAGGACUGUUCACAGAAAUACCAUGAUGUUCUGGCGUUAGUGGGCAACUGGACUAGUGUUCUGCACGAGAUCCAGGGCCAGUUGAAGGAGUUCGGGAACUUCUUCCUGCAGCUGAUCGGAGACCUGCAGAUGUGUGAUGAGAGGCAGAACAAGAACCUGGACGCGGUUCUGCUGCAGCUGCAGCAGGGCAUGGGGAGGCUGCAGAUCACCGACGGACUGAAGGACAAGGAUCACAUGAUCCUCAGGAUGAACCGGCUGAAGGAGGAGAUGGAAUCUGUUGCCCGGGAACUGCAGUGCAAUAACAGCAUCAUCGAGAGCCUUGGGUCAAUGAACACUGGUCCUGGCAUCUGAAUGGCCGAAUGGAGUGGAGGCUGAAGAAAGUCUUUCAGUGUCUGAAUAGGAGCACUUUGUAGGGUUUGGGCAGAAAUCUCAGGGGUUCAGAGGUCAUGUGAUACGCUUGUUUCUUUGUUUACCCAGCAGGCCGUGUGUGUGCCCGCCCAGCCCCUUCACAUUAGGAGCCCAGUCUUACUGCCACUGCAUUUUAAACACUUUUUAAGGUCUUUAGAGCCCACUGGCCUCCUCAUCCUGCUGUACAGUUGCCCAGGGUCGACUGCAGAACUGGGAUCAUCAACUCACGGUCCUCCAGGGCCAAGAACUGCUGGUUUUCCACGCUCCCUUUACCUGGGAGUCAGGUGUGUUCACCCUCCCUUUACCUGGGAGUCAAGUGUGAAGACAGUCUGGCCUCUCAAUAACACUUACUGUAUUGUUAAGUUAGUUUAGUGGGAGAAAAGAAAACCAGGGAUGGAUUUGGAUUUGAGGGCCAGGUUUGAUGAUCCCUAGAACAUCACACACCACUGCGUAUAAAGAACAUUUUUCUGCCCAAAAUGGCCGACUAACUGCUCCGUCACAUACGUCCUGCAGUGUUCCCACUGAAUGGAAGUCUUAAAGCUCACACUCGGAAAACGGAUUUAUUUUACACUGCUCUGCCCGUGAAAGAGCUGCGUUGAUUGGCUGAGGAGUCUGUUCAACACAGGUGUUCUGGCUGCCAUGGUGAACAGAACCGGCAGAGUUGCUCACCAUCCACACCAUCCCUGAUCCGGUUCUGUUCUGUUCCCUUCCACUCCCGACGUUCCUGUUCUGAAGCCUCCCCUUACUGGACCGGACCGGACCAGACUGGACUGGACUUGAGGGCUGUUUUCCAGAAAAAACCUUUGACUUUACUUUAACCAUUUAAACAUCUCCUGGGGUUGAAAUUAAUUUGUGUUCUUUUAUAUGUCUUCAAUAUGUGAUUAUUUGUGAAUGCCGCAGCGUGCAUGUGGUUAGACUUAUGAAGCCACACCCCACCACAGCCCUUUCGAGAGAGAUUGUAAAGAAUCGUUGAAGUCGACUGGCUAUUGAGAUAUUUUCUGUUAUUCAUGGAUAAAAUGUAUACUGCAUUGUAAUAAAUACGUACAAUGAAA